GGGAUCCGCUUCCAGCUCACAGGGCUGAUUGAAGUUCUAUCGAUCGAUAGCAACGGUGACACACCAGUCGGUGCAAUGGAAAUAUACAUAGAUGCAUCGAUGAAAAUGAAGAUGACGUCACGUAUUGUACGCGGUAGAGUCAGCUUAGAGACUAUAAAAUUGACUUCGCGAAGUCCACAGGUGCUCGUUCAAGAAGAGCUGGACGACGCAGGUUUCCUUUCGCGCGAAAUCUUACAACGAAUUGUAAACGAUAUUCUCAAACAAGGAGUUCCCAUACCUCUGACACUGGGAGAUAGAGCAAUGUUAUUGGAGACAAACUUCCAGCUCAAUCAACGCCUCAUUCAGCAACUGACAGGAGAAAAAUUAGCUUAG
Cylicostephanus goldi is the source of this 372-nucleotide messenger RNA. The record is from the annotation of a GenBank genome assembly. Lineage: Eukaryota; Metazoa; Nematoda; Chromadorea; Rhabditida; Strongylidae.